This is a messenger RNA of Podarcis lilfordi (Lilford's wall lizard), 15052 nucleotides long. The record is from the annotation of a GenBank genome assembly. Lineage: Eukaryota; Metazoa; Chordata; Lepidosauria; Squamata; Lacertidae.
CGCCGCCCUUGCGGAGGGAGGAAACAGCUGGUGCAACGGCGGCGGCGGCGGCGAGAGCGGCUUCGCGAUCGGAGGGCAGCAGGCGAGCGCGGAGACCCAGGUGCGGAUGCCAGCGUGGCUGAGCAGCCCCGGAGGGGGACGCCAGGGGGAGGCAGGGGCGGGGGGCGACCCGGCUGGCCCCGGGGCAAGGAAACCCCCGCCAGGCCGUGGGGAGGGGGCUCCCGCCUCUCGUGGCCCAGGGGGGCCAGCCUGGGGCCGGAGGGGGGCACCAAGGUGCGGGCAGCCUUCCUGGGCGGCUCGGGGGUAGACUGCUCCUGCGCGUGGAGGCUCUGCCCUCCCUUCUGCAAGGAGGCUGCCUCGGGCUGAGCCCACCUCGCUCCGCGCUUCUAAUAAUAAGAAUACUGUGGUACCUCGGGUUACAGACGCUUCAGGUUACGGACGCUUCAGGUUGCAGACUCCGCUAACCCAGAAAUAGUACCUCGGGUUAAGAACUUUGCUUCAGGAUGAGAACAGAAAUCGUGCUCCAGCGGCAUGGCAGCAGCAGGAGGCCCCAUUAGCUAAAGUGGUGCUUCAGGUUAAGAACAGUUUCAGGUUAAGAACGGACCUCCAGAACGAAUUAAGUACUUAACCCGAGGUACCACUGUAAUAAUAAUUUAUUAUUUAUACCCCGCUCAUCUGGCUGGGUUUCCCCAGCCACCCUCGGCGGCUUCCAACAAAACACCAAAAUACAAUAACCUGUUAAACAUUAAAAGCUUCCCUAAACAGGGCUGCCUUCAGAUGUCUUCUAAAAGUCUGGUAGUGGUUGUUCUCUGGUGGGAGGGUGUUCCACAGGGCGGGCGCCACCACCGAGAAGGCCCUCUGCCUGGUUCUCUGUAGCUUUGCUUCUUGCAGUGAGGGAACCGCCAGAAGGCCCUCGGAGCUGGACCUCAGUGUGCGGGCAGAACGAUGGGGGUGGAGACGCUCCUUCAGGUAUACUGGACUGAGGCUGUUUAGGGCUUUCAAGGUCAGCACCAACACUUUGAACUGUGCUCGGAAACAUACUGGGAGCCAGUGUAGGUCUUUCAAGACCGGGGUUAUGUGGUCUCGGCAGCCGCUCCCAGUCCCCAGUCUAGCCGCCGCAUUCUGGAUUAGUUGUAGUUUCCGGGUCACCUUCAAAGGUAGCCCCACGUAGAGCGCAUUGCAGUAGUCCAAGCGGGAGAUAACCAGAGCAUGCACCACUCUGGCCAGACAGUCUGCAGGCAGGGAGGGUCUCAUCCUGCGUACCAGAUGGAGCUUCGUCUCCUGCCAGCUGGGGCCUUUGGCAUGCAUGACAGAUGCUUGCUGUCAGGAGUCUCUCUAGGUCAGCCUUUCUCAACCUUGGGUCCCCAGAUGUUUUGGGACUACAACUCCCAUCAUCCCUAGCUAGCAAGGCCACAGCUCAGGGAUGAUGGGAGUUGUAGUCCAACAACGUCUGGGGACCUGAGGUUGAGAAACACUGCUCUGGGUGCUUCUGUAUGGAGGAACCUAAGGGGAAGCCCAGAAGCAGCUUGCGAAGGCAGCAGCCCUGCCACCGUUUGCUCCCCAUCAGCGGCCACUGGCAGGUAGACUGCCUCGGAAUGAGGAGGCUCUAUCUGGCUGGCACAGCUUAAUGGGCUGCUUAUGCUUUCUACAUUUUUUAAAGCUAUGCAAGCCAGUGGCAUCACCUCCUGAGGCGCUAGAGCAGGCUUCCUCAACCUCUGCCCUCCAGAUGUUUUGAGACUACAAUUCCCAGCAUCCCUGACCACUGGCCCUGCUAGCUAGGGAUCAUGGGAGUUGUAGGCCAAAAACGUCUGGAGAGCUGAGGUUGAGGAAGCCUGUAUUAGAGACCCUGGUGUAAAUUAAUCUUGCGCUUGUUAGCCCUGCACCUAAUUGCUUAGCAAAACCUGUUUUUAAUUGUUUAUGAGAAGGGGAAAUGUUGGUCUCUGCAUACCCCACAUAUAUAUAUAAUUUUUACACAUCACUUGGGAAGACAGGUAAACUAAUGCCAGUUUCCUGGAAGAAGCAAAGAUCACCAGUGUCAAAGCGAUGAUUCUUCAACAUCAGCUUUGUUGGACUGGUCAUGUUGUUCAGAUGCCAGAUUAUUGUCUUCCAAAGCAACUACUCUAUUCCGAACUUAAAAAAUGGAAAGUGCAGUGCUGGUUGUCGACAAAAGAGGUUCAAAGACUCUCUCAAGGCAAAUUUUAAAAAAUGUAGUGUAAACACUGACAACUAGGAAACACUGGCCUGCGAGCGCUCCAGUUGGAGAACAGCCUUUACCAAAGGUAUCAUGGGCUUUGAAGACCCUCAAACUCAGGACGCAAGGGGAGAAAUGUGCUAAGAGGAAGGCACACUUGGCAAACCCUCACUGUGAUCAACUCCCGCCCAGAAACCAAUGUCCCCACUGUGGAAGGACAUGUGGAUCCAGAAUUGGCCUCCAUAGUCACUUACGGACUCAUUGUUAAAAAGACAAUCUUACUUGGCUAUGAGGGAUUGCCAAAGAAGAAGAAGACCCCACAUAACAUUUAAUUAUUUAAGCCUCUCUCCUUAAUGGUCUUUCUCUCCCCCCACCUUUAAAAAACCCCCUCAAAGGCUUUUUUCCUUCUCUUCUGACUUUUUGAAAUUUGAUCUCCCCGGCCACAAGGACCUUGGAGGAAGGAAGGGAAGGGCACUCAUGGGAGAAACAGAAGCAAAUAGCCAAGGAUCCUCUAGUGUGUCUAAUCAGUUCUCAGCUCUGGAGUGUGUAGGAAUAAAGGGAGUGUCGCAGAGCAUGGGCAGAGUGCCUUUCCAGCAGUUCAGGAUGCGAGUCUGUGUGCACAUUGCCUGGUGCUGAUUCUGCCCCAUCUGAAGGUGCAAGUCUGUGGGGUGAGGCCAUCUGCACUGCUGGGGGGGAAGAGGGGAGAGCUGGCAACCAGCCCGCGAUGGAGGAAAACAUGUUGGGGAAGAGAAGGCUUGGAGGGAAGGGGCUGUUCUCCCUCUUGCCCCCUACCCAAGCCUCACUUGCUUAUCAUAGGAUUGUAGAGUUGGAAGGGACCCCAGGGGUCAUCUAGUCCAACCCCUGGCAAUGCAGGAAUCUCAGCUAAAGCGUCCCUGACAGGCAACCGUCCAACUUCCCAUGGAGUCCACAACCUCCUGAGGGAGACCGUUCCACUGUCAAACUGCUCUUACUGUCAGAAAGUUCUUCCUGAUGUUGAGCCGGAAUCUCCUCCCUUGUAACUUGAAGCCAUGGGUUCGAGUCUUACCCCCCACCCCCCUGAAGCGGGAGAAAACAAGCUGGCUCCAUCUUUUUUAAAAUAUAUAUAUAUGUUGAAACUUAUUCAAAGUAAUAGAGAUAUAUAUACCCAUUAAAAAGUAUAUUUUUAUAAUAUACUGAGAUAACACAGCUACUUCAGCUAAAAAAGAGCAAACUCAGAAGGAAGAAAAUACAAGACAAGGAGAAAUCUAAGGAAGGAGAGAACAAGAGAGAAGGAAAAGAAAGAAAGAAAACUAAAACUGUAGAAUAAAAGGACUGUCUGCUCUCUGCAGCUACAUGUGAUAUUCACUCUUUAAAAUCCAACCAUUCUAUCUUCUAUAAGCCAGUAUUUUUUCGGUCUUCAGACCCAGAUAUUACAACUUUGUUUUCUUUCUUGCAAAAGGGCCGUAAGAAAUUUCAAAUCCUUAACAAAUGUUAGUAAUGGUUUUUUCUGCAAUUAAACAUGUCAGCUUAGCCGUCUCAAUUAAGUCCCAUAAUUUUAUCAGCCAUUCUUCUGUCGUGUGCAAGGCUGUGUCUUCCCAUCUCCUUCUUCCAUGGGGCAGCCCUUCAGAAGAUGGCUCUCAUCUCCUCUUCUGCAGGCUAAACAUCCCCGGCUCCCUCAACCGUUCCUCAUCAGGCUUGGGUUCCCAGACCUUGUAACAUCUUGGUUGCUCUCCUCUGCACCCCUUCCAGCUUGUCAAUAUCCUUCUUCAACUGGGAAGCCCAGAACUAGACACAGGACUCCAGGUGGGCUCUGACCAAGGCAGAAUCGAGUGGGACUAUCGCUUCCCUUCAUCUGGACAUUAGGCUUCUCUUGAGUCAUGGUCAGCUUGGGGUCUGCUAAGACCCCUGGUUCCUUUUCAUAAGCACUGUUGGCAAGCCAGGUGUCCCUUCUCCCCCCCACACUUAUAGGGAGGUCCUUUAGUCAGAAACCGGCUGCCCACCCCUUCUCCCUCUUGCAGCUGAUCUUUGGGAUGGGUGUGUGGAAGAGCCGCCCUGUUCUCACAACUCGAGUGUCACCGAUCUCAGGUUCCUCAGCUUGCAGGCACCUUGGAGUCCGUUUCAGGCUCGUAUUUCUCUUCUUGAAUGUUUCUUCUGGAACCUGGCGGAUGGUAACAGAUAUAACUUUGCAGCUGCAAGCAGCAUUUUCACUCCUGGCCAGUCCAAGUGAACUCUUUCCUGUCUGCCCUUUCAUAGCCAAAGCCCCUGUAAUUUCGCUUUCCAUUCGUCCCACGUUUGCUGCUUUUACCAAGUGUUGGGUCGGCGCCAGGGGCUCUUGCUUCUGGGGCACAAUCUCGAACUUUCCUGUGGAAGAAGCUGGUGGCAGUUGUGUGUCUUAAGGCAGACCUCAGGCUAUAACCAGCAAGAGCCACCAACUGCAGCCUGGCGGUCGGAGACCCAUACACUAUUCUGGGCAUAUAUAUUUUGAGUGCCACAAAUGAAAGGGGCUCGCUUUUGGUUACCCCACGCAUACUUUAUCCCCGCAGUGCAGGGGUGGAGCUGCUUUUGUUCAGUAACCGAGAGUCGGAAAUGCUUGCAGAUCGGCUGCAAAGGACCCGGUUGAGCCAGAUUCCUGCCCACUCCUGGCCUGAGGGGGCACACUGAACGGGCGGAAGUGUUGUGGCUUUGCAGCUUUCUUCCUCCUACCCCAGUGAGAUGCUGUUGGUGGCAGCGGAGGCCAUGCCACGCGGAGGCUGCCUCUGGGCCUCUGCCACCUGCCAGGCCCAGAGGAACUGACUGUUUACUCUGGCAAGCUCUGUUCGUAUUCCUUGAGGCGCCCACAGCCAAUGUGGGAACGGGCAAAAGGCGGCCUUGGCAGGGACUGUCUCCAUGCAGAGCCCAUUCAGCCUCGGAGUCUCUGGCAGGUGGGCGAAUGUGGGGCUUCCAGAGUGACCCCUGUAGCCAUGAGAACUAGAAGCUCCCUCAGGAAAGAUCUUUGGGAGGGCCCAGGGCUUAAAAGACUGCUGGGGGCGGAGGCCUUAUUUUGCAGCUCUGUUUGAAGCAGCCCCCCUGCUUUUUAAGUUUGUUUCUGACGAUUUUGAAAGGAGAGGGUGCUGUGCUUCCUCAGACAGCGCUGUCAGAUGUUUUCCCAAGUGUUUCCCGGUCUCUGAAUUUGGCAGGUGGGCAGGGAUCCUGUCAAUCAUGUGACAUAAUGAUGUCACAAGAUGAACAGGUGAAUUUGCCCGGUCCGCUUGUCAAAACUGUCUCAUGUGGAGGGCGCAGGGCGGAAUACGUUCAUUUAUUUACUUAUUCACGUGAUACCCUUGAAAUUUUCCUCCAGACAUGUGCCAGAUUCUUCCCAGCACUGUGGAAACCUGUUUGUUUGCAUUUAAACUACGCAUGAGCCGCACUUUCGUAUCACAAGAUGCCGGCAUGCGGAGUGAAAACCAUGGAACUGCUGGGGGGGCCCCCCUCCUGGCUGAUGGGGCGGCCUGCCCCAAAGGGCCCCCUCCCUUCUCCUUGCCCCUGGACCAGCGGCCAGUUUUUGCUUAGGCCGCUUAGAAGACCUGGGCUGGAUUGCUUGUAAGGCUGCCCCAGAUCCGCUCCAACUGCUUGCGAGGAGUCUGGCAAGUGCUGUGCGAUGCAGGAAACAACUUGGGAUUCAGGGCCUGCUUGCUGCAAGAUGGUCUCCAUGGAGCUCGGCUGCUGGCAGAGGAGCCCAAAGGCUCCUGGAGUUUGGCGAGGUUUUUGGCUCCCGUCUGGCAGCAGAAAUCCUGGGAGCCUCUCUGCACAAAGAGGGGCUUUGUUCCGGGGCGCUGAAAACGGCACCGCAGUCCAAGGCGGCUCUUGGUGUGGGUCAGUGUGUUUAGGUCCAGCGGUUGUAAAAAAACAGCCCAUCUCGGGCUGCAGGCCGCGCUGGAGGAGAACCUCCCUCCACUUCCCUGAAUCGUUUCCUUAAUGGAAGCUGCAACAAGGAAGUUGAGGCAUUUGUUGUUGGUAGAAUCAGAGUUGGAAGGGACUGCGAGGGUCAUCUUCUACAGGGCCGUCUUCAGCAGAUGCGGCGCUGGGGUGCAAAUAUCCGCUCAGCGCCCCCAAAUUACCACGGAUGGGGGGCGAAGCUGCGCACUGCCAGCCAUUGGGGGGGUGCAACUCUCCCCCAUGUUGCAGCAGGAGAGCAAUCCCUGCAGAGGCUUGGGAGGGAAGCUGCGUGCCCGCUGGCCAUAUGGUUGGCGGGGCGCAGCUGGCGGGCGUACAGGGAAAGGGGAGGCCACCAGCAAAGCCGUGAAGCUCCCCCACUCGCUGGGGUGCCCCUGAGAGCCUGGUGCCCUGGCGUGACGCACCACUAACCCACAUGGGAAAGAUGGUUCUGGAUCUAGUCCAACCCCCUGCAAUGCAAAAAUAUUUUGCCCAACAUGGGAUUAAGAGUCUCCUGCUCUACCCUAAUACAGUGGACGCUCGGGUUGCGAACGUGAUCCGUGCGGGAUGCACAUUUGCAACCCGCAGCGUUCACAACCUGCAGCAGCGAAUCUGCACAUGUGUGUGUUGCGAUUCAGUGCUUCUGCACAUGCGCAAAGCGCAAUUUACCGCUUCUGCACAUGUGCGACUGCCGAAACCUGAAAGUAAUCCGUUCCGGGUUUCGACGGUCCGUAACCUGAAGAAAUGCAACCUGAAGCGCCUGUAACCUGAGGUAUGACUGUAUAGUACAGUGGUACCUCAGGUUAAGUACUUAAUUCGUUCUGGAGGUCUGUUCUUAACCUGAAACUGUUUUUAACCUGAAGCACCACUUUAGCUAAUGGGGCCUCCUGCUGCUGCCGCACCGCCGGAGCACGAUUUCUGUUCUCAUCCUGAAGCAAAGUUCUUAACCCGAGGUACUAUUUCUGGGUUAGCGGAGUCUGUAACCUGAAGCGUAUGUAACCUGAAGCGUAUGUAACCCGAGGUACCACUGUAUGUUGUAAGGUGGCUUACAGAUACAAAUAGGAACAGCUCAAAGGAAGGGGGGGUCAUUAAAAAAUAAUUAAACAUAGCUAGAAUUAAAACCGUAGGUUGAUAUAGAGGAUCUAUUAAAACUAAUUACAAUAGCAACGGCAGGGUGCCAGCCCUUUCCUUAACAGCCUCAGCUCCCCAAAGCCUUCCCCUGCUGGAGGAAGGAGCGCAAAGAGAGAGGCAGACUUUGGUUCUUCUUUUGCCAGGGAUCCAGCAGAAAAGCAGGCGGAGAAACUGGAGCCGCCAAGUCCUGGCUCUCCCCUGCCUGGUUGGUUCCCAGCGAGGCUGGCCUGCUUUCCUGGCUGCAUCACGUGGCACCGCUGAGAUCACGCAGUGGAAGGAGCCGCGCUUGUGGCCAGUGACCCUCUGGCUGCCCUUCUGCGGCUGCCGGGCCUUGUGCAGCGGAGGGGGGGGGCAGGGGGCCCUUCUCUGACUCCGGCUGACCAGGCCAGGAGAGAGCCUGGCCUCCUCCUCUCCAUCUCCGGAUCGGCCAGCGCAUCCUUCCUGUGUGCGCCAGCCCUGCAUCUGCAGCUGGGGGGGGGGGGAAGCAUCCCAGUGCUUUCAGGAGGCGCCUCUUCAGGCCGACUUGUGGCCGGGGACGUGGAGCUGAGCCCCGGAUGCGGCAGAGGGCAAGAUUCCAGCAGGUUUGUCUCACGGCAGCUGCUCACGGUUGCCUUGCUCCUCUGCAAAGGUGGGAUGCUGCAGAUGGGGUGGUUACUGGACUUUUAGAAGGGAUCCGAAGGCAGCCCUGUUUAGGGAAGCUUUUCAUGUUUAAGAGAUUAUUGUAUUUUAAUAUUCUGUUGGAAGCCGCCCAGAGUGGCUGGGGAGACCCAGCCAGAUGGACGGGGUGUAAAUAAUAUUACAUUAUUUAUUAUUAUUAUUAUUAUUUAUUUCUGGGAUCCUGUUGCCUUGGAAGGAGCCCUUUUUGGGGCACCACUGGGUUUGCAGCGUGGUCCAGAUGUGUACACAAGAAGCUUUGAGGAUAAUGCUUGGGCGAUCUGAGUCGCGGCCAUAGCUGUCAACUUUUCCCUUUUCUUGCGACGAAUCCUAUUUGGAAUAAGGGAAUUUCCCUUUAAAAAAGGGAAACGUUGAUAGCUAUGGUCGUGGCUACUGGUCAAGAAAGGCUGCUCUCUGCAAUCAGUGGCUGGAGGGGUUUUUUGUUUUGCUAUGUUUGUGGGUUUCUCUCUCCGGCCGCUGCUCUCUGUCCUGGGCGCAGGGCAGGGCAGGAGGCAGCCGCAACUGGAUCCUGGAUCCUGGCACCUGAGCCUGGGAAACGAAACCAGAUUGCGCAGGUCAUUGGGUGGCAACUGCCUCUUACCGAGGGAGGGGGGCUCCUUAUACCACCACCCUGGGCCAGUCUCCCCCACCCCCCAGCCUCUGUUUUAUUAUAACUUCUAAACUGAGAUGUGUGGACAGUAGAUCCCACUGUAAAAUGUGUCAGUGGGAACUCUAGCAAAAAGCCUGAGUCUUGUUUUGUUUUUUAAAGCAGUGUUAAUUUGUGGGGGGGCUGUUCAGGAUGGUGGGGGGCUAGGCAUAUGGGACCCCCCUGCCUAUUGAUAUCAAUCAGGAGCUUGCACUGUACUUUUAAAGGCAAGGCUUGUUUGGACAGACUGACCUGGAUGCUUUAAUCUGCUCCCUUUUUAUUUGUGUCCCCCCCCCCUUUUGUAAACCACGUCGAGGUUUGUUUGUUUACAGUCAAGCAGUCUAUAAAUGUUAUAAAAUAAAUAAAUAUGCGGGGCAGGGGGCGGGGGCAGGCUUCAUAGGCACAGGGAAAGCAGAGCAAUUGCUCUUGGCCCUUCCUCCCUCCCUGCAGAAUUCUCUGCUCUUCUCUGAGGCUGAGCCAGGACAGGGAAUCGGGCCCCUUGAUUCCCAGGACACACAACCUGCCUGGUUCUGCCUGUGGGACUUUUUUUCCUUGCUCCCCCCCCCCAUGGCAUGGUUGCAGCAACCCACCCGCCGACCCCUGUCCUCCCUCUCCAUCACUGUACAGUUCCGGCCACCUCACCCCCAAAAUGGGUAUUGGUAGAACUUGAAAAGGUUCAGAGAAGGGCACCCAAGGGGACUGACAGGCGUGGAGUGACUUCCCAGUGAAAAAAGGUAGCGGGGUUUGGGACCUUUUAGUUUAGAGAAAAGGUGAGUCACGGGCAACAGGGCAGAAGUUUAAAAAAUGAUGGACUAUGUGGAUAGAGAAAAGUUUUUCUCCUUCUCUCAAAAACCCAGAACUUGUUUUUGGUUUCCCCCCCAAUUUUUUUAAAUUAAUUUUAUAACACAAAUAAACAAUACAAACAAUACAAACAAAUUCUUGUCUUAUCCUUAUUUUUUCUAAACAUUGUUAGGUGAGCUUCCCCAAGUCCCCCCAUCUGAUUUUCAUUUUACCUCAUCUUUAGCAGUUUCAUAUAUCAUAUUUUUUAACCAUUUUUUUAAUCACACUUACUUUUAGCAUAAAAAUCUUCACAUUUUAUCACUUACAAAUAAUAUUCUUUUAAAAUACACUAUCUUCUACUUCUAACCCUACAGGCUAUAUCCACUUCCAAAGCUAUUCUAAGAUUUAAAUAUUAACAUAUUUUUUCAAAUAUUCUUUAAACUUCUUCCAGUCUUCUUCCACCGCCUCUUCUCUCUGGUCUUGGAGUCUCCCGGUCAGUUCGGCAAGUUCCAUAUAGUCCAUCAUCUUCAUCUAAAACCCCAGAACUUGUGGACACCCAGUGAAGCGGAUGGUUGGAAGAUUUAUGAGAAACAAAAUUAAGUCCUCCUCCUCGCAGCACAUAGUUAACCUAUGGAACUCGCUGCCACAAGAGGCAGUGACAGCCACCAACUUGGAUGGCUGUAAAAGAGGAGGAUGAGGCAAAUUCAUGGGGAAGAGGCCUGUCGGAGGUGUCUAUCAGCCCCCAUGGCUUUGCUGUGCCUCUGCGGUGGGAGGCAGCAGUGCUUCUGAACGCCAGCAGGUGUGGAGAGUGCCUCUGGUGCUUUUGGGCUUCCCUUUGGGGCCUCUGUUUGGGCACUGCGAGGACAGGAUGUGGUCAGGAUGAGCCAUUCUUCUUAGGUCCUCUCUCUCUCUCUCUCUUUCUCCUCCAGGCCAGCCGUGAAGCAUGUCGAGUGACCCACCUCCACCCUACCCGGGGGGACCCUCUGCCCCACUCAUAGAAGAGAAGGAUGGCUACCCUUUCCCAGCAGGUAAGGGCAUGGGGAGGGAGAAGAGUGGGGAGCACUGCUUAGGCCAAGAAUCGCCUCCCCUUCUGCGUCCAGAGAGGAGCUUCCUGGAGACUUUCUUGGACAUCCUCCGGAGGCUGCUGGAAAGUUUUGGAUGGUCUUAUCCAGCUGAGAUUGAGCCGGGGGGGGGGGGGCUAUUCCUCGCACUCCCCGCAGUCCUGGAAAAGGGUUUGCCUUACUCUCCGCAGAUGCAGACAGUCCCCUUUCUUUUAAUUAAUUUUGGGUUGAUUUUCCCUUGUGUCGAAAUACACAGUUGCAAAACAUUUUGCUUCAUAUAAGCGUAUCAACAUAAAAACAAAAUUUUAAGCUGGUUCUCGAGGGGAUAUGGUCAUGAUUACAUGGCUUAACAAGCCGAAAAUGCAAGUUGGGCAGGUUGAGCAGCCUGCCCCUCUUUUGGUGCCCUUGUCCUCCUGCAGGCGCAGUCUCGCCCGCAAUGGUGCAGCCGCAAGGAGCCCCGCAGCCCCCGAUGGACAUCGGACCCCCGCCAUACGAACCUCCACCGCAGCCGGGGUUCAUCCCCCCGCACAUGGGCACCGAUGGCUCAGUGCCCUACAUGCCACCUGGUGAGUUGGGGGUGGGUGGGCAGAGGAGGGGGCGUGCAGGAGAACGACCCCUUGAUGGGUACACCUCCCUUGGUCAGGGCAGGUGUGUGUGUGUGUGUGAAGGUGUGUGUGUCCUGCUAUAAGGCAGCAUCUCAGGAGCUGCCUGGUGGCCAGGAGGGUGAGCAUCAUGGGCUGGCGGGUUGCCGAGAAGUGGGGGACCUGCAAAAGCAGAAGGCUCAGAGGCCGGGGAUUGGUGGCAGGAUGACAGUGAGUGGCCAGAGGGAGAAGAGGAAGCAAGAAGUGUGGGAAACAGAAAAGGCAACAGGGUUUAGUGAGUGGGAAGAGGCUGGGGCAGAGAGCAGUCCAGACGCAGAGGCAACAGUGGAGGCGGGAGAAGAGCAGCCAAGGGGCAGAGAGGAAUCAGGCUGCUGAAGAAUCCAGUGAGCCCCUCCUGCUACGACCAGCUCCCCUCCCUGGUCUCCAAGAGCACAAAGAGAGAUGAAAAGAGAAGAGCAGAGAUUGGUUGUGUGCAGGCGCAGUCUCCGAUUACUUGGGGGGGGGACCUGGAGAGGAGGGGAGUUGGGCAGCAGUGGGAAGGCGGAGACCUUCAGUCUUUGCCACUUCCUCAUAGGAGCAAGGCUGACUGGGAAGAGUUGCUGUGACUACUAGGCUUGCGCUGCUUUGGCUUCCUUGAAUAAAGCGUUAACUGUUGCUGUCCGUUCCCUGACUAAGGCUCCUGACAACAAGGCAGCUCCAUCCAGAAUGGCAGAGAAGGGAGUCUGCUGUUGACCGCAGGGUUCUUCCUUUUGAGCAAGGGCACUAGGUGUCCUGUUUGGAGUUGCAGGGAGGCGGGCAGCUAUGCUGGCACUGGUCCUGUGCCCAUCUGGGAGCAAGGGGUGCCCAUGCCCGGGGGGAGGCAGGCAGCGAGAGGGUCUCUCCUUUUUUAAGUGCCCCCCUUUUGUGUGCUUUCCUUCCAGGAGGCUACUACAUGCCCCCAGGACCACAUCCCCCCAUGGGCUACUACCCUCCGGCCGGCCCCUAUGCCCCUGCGGGGGGCCAGACGGCCACAGUGCUGGUGCCCUCGGGGGCCGCGGCCACCGUGACAGUCCUGCAGGGCGAGAUCUUCCAGGCUGCCCCCGUCCCGACCGUUUGCCCGCACUGCCAGCAGGCCAUCACCACCAAGAUCACGCACGAGAUCGGCCUCAUGAACUUCCUGCUGGGGUUCUUCUGCUGCUUUGUGGGGUAAGUGAGGGAGAGAGGCGGGCAGGCAGGGGCUGGGUCUCAUCCUGCGGCUCCUUCUCGCUCCCUUGCAGUUCUACGUCGCUUUCCAGAGUGGCUUAGAAAUAGCAAAUAACAGCAACGGAGUAGAACAUCGCAAGUACCACAUAAAUCAUACAGUAUAAUUAGCAAAUCCUCAGCCACACAGUUAUCAUGUGUAUGACACUAUUAGCAAAACCAGCAACUAAAAAAUAAGGUAGGCACUAUGAAGUUCGCCCACCCACCUCCAUGACUCAUAAUCUUUCGCUUUAUCCAGCGGUUCCCAAUUAGCUAAGUAUUGCAGAACAAGGUGUAUGAACAAGGUGGUCAUGCUAGUGUUUAAAGCCCUAAAUGACUCAGGCCCCAAAUACCUGAGGACCAGCUCCUUCCUCACAGACCCUCUCAGGUGCUCGAUGGGCAGAGGGGACCCUCUUGGUACUUCCUCCACCCUCCGUGGCCCCCGCUGAGCUGUGGGACUUUCUCCCCGCAGAGGCGCACCUGGUGCCUUCAAGGAACAGGUUUUCCUGCAUGCUGAAGUCGCUCCUCUUUUCGCCCUUUGACACGCGAUACCCAUAUAUUUCAGGAGCCACCCUAUUCUUGCGACUGCAAUUUGUUUUAAACCGUUCUAAUUGUGAUCUUCAAUUCUGGUCACCUGCCCUGGGCGCAUCAAUUCAAUUAAUAAUAAAAGGAAUAUAUUAGGAUAAUUAUUAACAUCUGCUGACCAUGUUUUUGUUUUCUCUCCCCGCCCCCCCAAUAAAUUUGCAAAUAAAGAAUAGGGGGGAAAGGAGGGCAGUUGUGAUGCCACUGCUUGUAGGUGUUUGAUCUGGCUGAAAUGGGAGAAGGCUGUGAGAGUUUGCAAUAAGCUCAGCAUCUGCCUUCUGUGCCAACUUUUAAAUGCCUGCUGAAAUCUUAUCUAUUCCUCCAGGCCUGGGCAGGCCAUUAAGAACACACCCUCCCACAAUGGUCUACUGCCGCCUGGUUUUUCUUUUGCUUUCAACAUGCUUCUAUUUUUUAGGAUUUUACUGUAUAAUACUAUGGCUCUUGCAUUGUUGUAUUUCUCCGACGCAGCGGUAUAGAUAUAUUUUUAUAACUGAGUUUUCCUGCUGGGGUCUGGCUAGCUGCUGCUCCCUGCAGGAGCAUGGAAAUGGGGCGUUUGGCUGGGGUUUUGACUGCGUGAGGAGGUGGGUGCGCCAUUGGCGCUGCUUGGGGUUUUCCAGCCUGCCUGUUGGCCUCACGGCGGGCACCUCCUCUCCCCCCUUCCAGGUGCGACUUGGGCUGCUGCCUGAUCCCCUGCCUGAUAGACGAGUUCAAGGACGUGACGCACACCUGCCCCAACUGCAAGGCCUACAUCUACACGUACAAGCGCAUGUGCUAGCAGUGCCCGCUGGGCCAGGAGAUGUCCACUCCCCUCCUCGCGCCACUGGCCCGACUCACCUGUGCCCAACGCUUCCCCCGCUUGUGUCUUCCCUCCUCCCUCCUGCGCAGAGAGCUUUGAAGGCCUCAGGACCGCGGGGUCCCUGGGGAAGCUGCAGGGCGGGCGCCACAACCGCCAGGCGGACGAGCCGUGGCCGGCCUCCUUUGCCCCCCUCCCCUUUCUCUCUCAUGUGCAUGUGGGGCUCCCUGCCUCCAGCACCUCUCGGUUAGGAUCUGGCCGCAUGAUUCCCACGGGCAUCCUGUUGGCCAGUGAGACCGGGAUGCUGGACUAGAGGGGCCACGGGCUGUCCUUACGCGCGAGGAAACCUCAUCCCUGUGGGGACCUCCCGGGAAGGGUGAGGAAGGGGGCCAAGACCUGGCAUGGUUGCUUUCUUGACCUCUCCUUGGAGUGGCAGGCAAGGUGCCGCAGACCUCCAUUGUCCCCACAGGCGCGGCAUGAAUCAUGGGGCAUGUUGGGUGGUUUUCUUUCAAAGCAAAACCUUGGCCGUUGAGCUUGGGGGGCGCCCCCCACUUUUCCUUUUGCACCCUGCCAAAAGCUGCUCUACUACUUUGGUCUGGGGCGGCAGAGGAGAGGGCAAGAGGAGCCAAGGUGUCCCCUGCCUGCUGCUGCUGCGUGACCCGUGCCAGGCUCAGGGGCAGCUGGGGGGAGGGCAGAUGGCAGCUUGGGCCCCUGAGGAAGUAGUCCCUUCCUCUUCUCAUUCCCCCGUGAGCUUCGCUGCCUCCGCAAGGCUCUUCUGUACCCUUUGCCCAGCUCCCUUCCCCCGUCAUUGGUGGUGGGGGGCUGUGCCCUGGGCCAUGUCCUUACGCCAGUCGUCUUUGCCCCUCCUUGGCAUAUCGAGGCCAAGAGGCGGCCCGGGAGGCCCCUGUAUCCAGACCCCUCUCCCCACAUGUAAAUACCUUGUCUAAUCGGAGUCUGCUUGUCCGAAUUCUGUUCUGUGAUGUGGUUUGUUUUCCCCCGUUUGUAUUAAAGCUCUUAACUGUGACUUAACAGAAAUGUGAAGGCCCUGUGCACACCUCCGUCCCCCCCACCCCCUUGGUUUUGCACUAAUUCCUCCAGAAAAGCCACGGCGUUGCAUGGGUGAGCAACAGGACAAAGCAGGGCCAAGAGGGCUUGUCCUGAGAUCCCACACAGAGGGGGCUCGUCCAUUGCCAAAUGCUCCGUUUCGAUGGCGGGUAUCACCUUAGUUUGGCAUGUGCCCCCCCCUCCUGAUGCUGUGGCCUCCCACCCCCUUAAGACACCAGUCCACGCCCUCUGGCGCCCUGCCCUGGGUGCCCUGUCCGUCCCAAGGGCUGCUGCAUAGGAAGACAUGAGGAAUGCAAAAAGGCUCUUGGCUCUGAACACUACGGAUGCAUCUGUGAAGUAUUUUGACCCAGCAGGGAGUUUCAUGCUCUUUCUCAGAGGCAACCUGUUGAUGCUUUUCCAUGUUUCUAUAUAAUUAAAAUACAGACCCACAAGACUCUC